UAUUCUUUCAGAGAAGAGAACAUGUCUGAAACCAUAAAUGAAAAGCUGGAAAAUUACCGAACGGCUCCGUUUGACAGCCGGUUCCCCAAUCAAAACGAAACCCAGAACUGCUGGCAGAAUUAUCUUGAUUUCCACCGCUGUGAGAAAGCCAUGAAUGCCAAGGGAGGAGACCCUUAUGUCUGUCAGUGGUACAAAAGAGUGUACACGUCCCUUUGCCCCGUUUCUUGGGUCACUAGCUGGGAUGAGCGCAUAGAAGAGGGGACUUUUCCUGGCAAGAUCUGAUUGUCUUGCCCCUGCCAGUUGCUCCCUUUCUCAUGACACUGCUGUGCUGCUGAGGUCCCCCCACCGAAAUGCGGUGACUGAAGGAUAGUCUGAAAUAACGCUUUUUCUUGGUCAUGCUGACUUGCGCGUCCAACAUCAUGUGACAGUGCAAAUUCUAAUAAAAGGCAUAAAAACCUGUGGCCAUGGUUUGUGUUAA
Podarcis raffonei (Aeolian wall lizard) is the source of this 478-nucleotide messenger RNA. RefSeq names its product cytochrome c oxidase subunit 6B1-like. The record is from RefSeq and is a predicted model, not a curated record. Lineage: Eukaryota; Metazoa; Chordata; Lepidosauria; Squamata; Lacertidae. Bases 22 to 282 code for a protein of 86 amino acids. Gene Ontology annotation, cellular component: respiratory chain complex IV; mitochondrion. The transcript has 3 exons.